CAGAGUUCCCUCGUCGUUAUACAUGCCAGUGAUAGUGCCACACACUGUCAGGAUGUUUCCUGUGACGCGUAACACUGUACAAGACGACCUCGUGUUAGGGAGACGCUGCGUUUUGUUCUAGGAGUGGCUGAUUUUUCUCUAAUCGCAAGGGGAGAGAAAAGAGUUAUGCUUCAUCUUCGUCUAUUCAGCUGGUGGCUUUGAAUUAAUUGAAAAGACAACGUGCAAGAAAGAAAGAAACCUAAAAGAGAACACCAACAAGCGUCGAAAACAAAGCACCGAGCAGUAGCAGUACAGAAGCAGCAGCAGGAGGAGGAGAGGAAGGGAGAGGAAAGCUGCGAUAACCACGCCCUCGCCACGGCUUGGAAAAGAUGCCCUAUCAGGGAGACUCACAUCCGGCCCAUGCCAGAUUUACCACUGACUGCUCCUACCUUUUUAAGCUGCCCGGAGCCUUCAUUCUCGUACAGAAUAUCUGCUGCACCUUUGCAUUCCUACUGGCGAUAUCUGGGGCGAUGAAAUGGCGAGUCGGGAGAGGCCAUGGGUUCUUUGUCUUCGUGGCCUUCCUGAGCAUGCUGAGUUGUGACGUCUGGCUGGCAGUUCGCGUCCUGCGUCUUGACUCAAUGUUCAAGAAGAAACUCAACUGGAACAUUGCAGGACUGGUACACAACGGCAUCAACGCACUCUUCAUGAUGGUGGCCAGCUGCGUCUUACUGGAGGCGGCUUCGGAGGCCAGACCGCUGAGGGCAGCUGGGGUGUUUGGGUUUCUGGGGUUCUCGGCAUUCCUGGCUGGCCUGAUAUGGGAGGCGAUCAUCUGGCGCACCAAAAGAGAUUCGGAGACAGAAUUUCAAACCGCUACUGUCAUUCGGGGGGUUGAGAGAGAGCCUUCCCAGGAUAGCGAAGGGAGUAUCGGGGUGGCAGCGACGGAAGAUGAGGAAAGCGUCAGUUUCGUAGGGAUAAAGCCUCGGCCUGUGUCUUCUUUCCUGGAGCAGCAAUCAGGGAACACCACACAAGUAUCGACACCCAUGUUGAUGGUGCCUCAGGACGACAAAGAGAACAGCAACUCGCACCGUAGUUCCUCUAGCGCCUCCUCCACACAGGGCGAGUGGCAGAUGGCUUCAGCUGUUUCCACGUAACACUCCUAGGCUCAAGAAAUGUACAAGCAAUGAAGGUUGACGCUCGUAUUCCGAAACAACAUUCUCUCUCACCACGUCAAUUUUCCAAGGCUACUAAAACAACUAGCCGGAUUUUCAAGACAGUUUCUCCUUAAAAUAAACUAGAACUCUUGCCAAUCCAUCACCAAAAACCAAAAAGAUACCCUACAAACAUGGGUAUCUUAAACUAGAGCCCCUGGAAAGUAGUGAUGGUGAGAGAACAAAGCGUUUCAGAAGACGAGCCUCAGCCUCAGAUUCCUACUGUGUCCUGAAGCAAAAGACAACUAUAUUAAGUAAGUGGUGAUGAAAGAAUACUCAUGUUAUGUCACUGCCACUCACCACACCACGGCCAGUUUGUCUUUCUUGUGGUGUGUAUGUGUGUGUGUGUGUGUGUGUGUGUGUGUGUGUGUGUGUGUGUGUGUGUGUGUGUGUGUGCGUGUGUGUGUGUGUGUAAAUUCUAACGAUCGCCCGUGUCGUAUGAAUUGAGGAUUGGCGCAAAGUGAGAUGAAAUUUAAAUCUUUUGUGGUCUUGUCAUUUAAUCUGCUUGUUCUUUCUUCAUAUGCGUGUAGGAAAUAUGGGCAUUGGAAGAGGAGAGAGAGAAAAAAAAGCCUGCUAGUUCGCUCUCCAUAAAAAAAAAAAAACAGUGAAGAUUUCCAUGAAAUUCAUGUGAAACUUACAGGAAACACUAGCGUAGACAUUAGAGCCACAAACCAACACCCUUAGCAGUAAUUUACAAGUCCCAUAUGUUGUUUGUCUAUGAAUUUUCUCCCAUGCAGACUACAUACCUUUACAAAGAGUGCCUUGAGCUCGUAGUCUGCAGUCAGUUAAUGAAUUCUAGCCAUUCCAGAGGUGCACUCAUAGUCAUAGUUGUCGAGUGACUGGAGAAUAUUCACAGGCUCUCUAGUAACCCUAUCUUUGACGAUUUCUAGGGGGCAAUAUAACUUGAGUGACUGGAGAAUAUUCAUAUGCUCCUUAUCAACCCUAUCUGACGAGUUCGAAGAGGCAACAUAACCUUCUACAGAGCCGUCACUUCCAAAAAUAUGCCACCAUUACGAGAAAGACCAACGUAUCCUCUAUAAGUCGAAAAGGCCGACUUUCUAAGCUUCCGAAAAAUAAAAGAGGAGUUGAAAUACAAUCUCCUGAGGACGUUAAAGGCUACAAAAGCACACUUAAAAAGAUAAAAAGAUGCCAUUUACAGCACUCAUUUUUAUUGUGCUCAGCGUUUUUCCGUCAAUCUUGUGUCUUUACUUUAGAAAAUCCAUCGAUUCUUAUGUUUUAACCACUUCAAUACUGGGACACAUUUUUACCUUGAGAUUUGUGCACGAUUUAGACCACUGUAUAUACAUUAGAAAGGGUCUAUGGAGGUCAAAAGAUUAAUGGCCACAGUCUUCACUAUUCAAAUCCCCUGCAUGAGUUUCUGAAGCAGUAUAAAACGCGACGAAAGAGUAACCAGAAUGAAUAUGGAAACGCGUCUUAGUACCGAAGGGUUAAGAUUAUCAACGCAUCGGGAGACUUUGAGAUGGAGAGAUGUUAAGCAUAAGGAAAGUAAAUGAAGAUUGUUAUUCGACUUCUGACUGUGAAUGUGCUUCGUUAUUACCGGAGAAACACAACGACAGCUCAGGGAUGUCCGGUGCUCCCAACGUAACUCACAGCACCGUUAUAAAGACGUGUAAACCAGUAGUCAUGCCUUGUAGAGAGAGAGAGAGAGAGAGAGAGAGAGAGAGAGAGAGAGAGAGAGAGAGAGAGAGAGAGAGAGAGAGAGAGAGAGUCAACUUCCUCUUCUUUGAUUUACAUUUUUUUUCGCUCUAGACUCGUGAUUAUUUAUGGUCCGGAUUUAGAAAGGCUUUGCUCUCACCACGACUAAUUUCCAAGGCCACAGAGAUGAUUAGCGGGGUUUUCAAGAGUGUUUCUCCAGUUAAUAAUAUAGAAAUCUUGUCACUCUGCCUUUAGAACCGUGAAAGUACAUUAAAAACUCGUAUAAAUUUAGAUGAAGCCUUUUGAAAUAGUGGAGGUGAACACAGAAGUGAUUGAGAAUACGAACCUUUAUUAAACCGCAUUUAUUACGAGAAUAAAAACUGUAUCCCCAGAGAGCACCACUCCCGUUAAAUGCAGGACAGUAUUCUCAAAUGUCGUAUUAUUUUGACUACUCAAGAUGCUUUAAUGGAAGUUUCUUAGACUUUUAACCCUUUCAUUACUCUUCUCUAAUCUCCCUUACUACUCUUCUGACACUUAUUUUUGUAUUGAGCAUGUUAAAUAUUCGUGUGCCAUAGAAGAUACAAAACCAGUUAUUUCACUCUCUGUUUAGUCUCUGGGCAUGCCAACCAUAUUUCUGUAUUGCUCGAAACCCCGUAUUCUCAAACGCUUUGCUGUCUUACCAUCACUAGUUGAAGAUACUUGUGUUAUUGAGAGUAUUUUUAUGGGUCUGGUGAUGGAUUGGCAACUUUUCUAGCUUAUUGAAAGGAGAAACUGUCUUAGAAAACUGUCGUUGUGAGACAGGAAGGCGUUUCUGAAUACGGGUAUAAGUGUUACCACAAUAAGACCGUAGCAGGAAAGUUAUAGCUAAGGAUGUUUACGGGAUUCUAGAGAAAAUGUGACACAGGAUUCUGCGACCUUUGAUCAAAAAAACACUUAUAACCCGACUCAUCGUUCUUGAAAAUCUGGAUCAUUUCUACUGCAGCAGUUAGCCUCUUCAGUACCGGGACACAUUUUCAUCUUGAGAUUUGGUACGAUUAGACCAUUUUAUUGACAAUAGCAAGGGUCUACGGAGGUCAGAAGGUUAAUGGCCACAGUCUUCACUAUUUCAAUCCCCGACAUGAGUUUCUGAAGCUGUAUAAAGUCACCAAAUUGUAACCAGAAUGAAUAUGGAAACGAGUCAUGGUACUGAAAGGGUUAAAUAAUACAGUUUUGGAGGACUGAACUGCAGGCUCUCUGUGUGUGUAUUCUAUAGCCAUCUACUGUUAGGUUAUGUAUAUAGUAUUUUUGUAUUUUUACACUUCCAUAUCGCGAUGUUUAUAUUCAUCCAAUACAUAUAAUCUAAAUAAUGAUCUGCCUUCCUUCCACAUAGUAUGCAUUCUAUUAAUUAAUCCGGCAAGGUUGCUCAUGUAUACUCUGGUGACCUUGCAAUAUAUUAUCAACUUCGCCUUACUUCAAUGGAAACAACAACAACAAAAAAAAAAAACUUAGUGAACAAU
Molecule: messenger RNA, 4339 nt
Organism: Portunus trituberculatus (swimming crab)
Lineage: Eukaryota; Metazoa; Arthropoda; Malacostraca; Decapoda; Portunidae
Product: CKLF-like MARVEL transmembrane domain-containing protein 4
Exons: 7
Coding region: 369-1130 (253 amino acids)
Cellular component (GO): membrane
Source: RefSeq, a predicted model, not a curated record